Molecule: messenger RNA, 1596 nt
Organism: Fusarium redolens
Lineage: Eukaryota; Fungi; Ascomycota; Sordariomycetes; Hypocreales; Nectriaceae
Exons: 9
Coding region: 1-1596 (531 amino acids)
Molecular function (GO): flavin adenine dinucleotide binding; N,N-dimethylaniline monooxygenase activity; NADP binding
Source: RefSeq, a predicted model, not a curated record
AUGUCCACUCAAGCACACUCUAAGCCCGAGAAGUUGAAGAUUAUACACGUCGGUGCGGGAGCCUCAGGUCUUCUAACUGCUUACAAGGCUGAGCGCUUGCUGCAGAACUAUGAGCUUGUCUGCUACGAUAAAUUUGCGAAGAAGUAUGAUCUCGAGAAAUAUGUCCAGCUGAGAACUACAGUAAUCAGCGCGACUUGGGAUGCUGAUGAAGGAAAAUGGGCUGUCGCAUUAUCUCAAAAGGGCGAGCAAAGAAUGGACUACUGCGACGUAUUGAUGAAUGGAUCAGGAGUGGUUAAUAAAGCGAAAUCUCACAGUGCGACCUGGGACCCCGCAAUUAGUUGGGAAGACAAACGCGUUGCGCUCAUCGGAACCGGAUCAAGCUCUGUACAGAUGCUACCACGUCUUGCCAAGGGUCAGUUUGCUGCAAUAAACUCUCCAGGCUUCGGUUUUAUACUGAUACGGUCUUACGCUUCAGGUUCAAAAAGCCUUCACGUUUUUGCGAGAAACUCGAUAUGGAUAGUGCCUUCACUAGGCACAGAUCUCAGCAAGGCCAAUGAGGAGGGUCACAAUGCUUCCGAAGAACAAGGCACACAGCAGUAUUCCGAAAAGGACAAGGAGGAAUUUCGCAAAGACCCUGAGGCACAUCUAAAGUACCGGAAAGGUCUUGAAGCAACCCUGACACGCAACUUUCCAUUCUUUCUCAGAGACUCUCCAAUGAGUCAGUGGGCCACUGCUGCCAUACGACAGGAUAUGCUCAAGAAGCUUGAAGGUGCCGAUGAGGAGCUGAAACAAAAGCUCAUUCCAUCCUGGCCCCCGGGAUGUCGGCGAAUCACGCCUGGCAACGACUAUCUCGAAAGUUUGGUCCAAGAUCAUGUAAAGGUCAUCUUCGAAGGCGUUUCAAGAUUCACUGUCAAUGGCCUUGUCACAAGCGAAGGAAAGGAGUUCGAUUUCGACCUCAUUGCCUGUGCUACAGGGUUUGACAUCUCAUAUACUCCGCAUUUCCAAAUCACCGGUACCAAUGGAGUUACGAUGAAGGACGAAUGGUCAGAGAACCCCAAUAUCUAUCUCGGUAUCACUGGGCCCAAGUUCCCCAACUAUUUUGUCAUCAAUGGCCCAACGGCCAACUGGGGCCAGGGAUGCGUGCUUCCUUCGCAUGAGGUUCAGAUUGAGUAUGCUAUGCAGUGCUGCAUCAAGAUCCAGAACGAGGGCAUCAAAGCCAUGGAGGUGAAGCAACUACCCACUACACAGUGGAAUGAGCACCUCGACAAUUGGCACACCAAGUACUCUGUCUGGGCUGGUAACUGCCGUUCUUGGUAUAAAGCGAACAAGUCAAGCGGACGAGUGUAUAUAUGGCCUGGUAGCAUGCUUCAUCUGCUCAAGACUAUGAAGACGCCUAGGUUCGAGGAUUUCAACAUUACAUACAGAAACGACAAUAUGUGGGCUUUCCUGGGUAAUGGUCGCACUCAGAUUGAAGAACUGGCCGAAGACGGGGUUGAUGUUGAUCUUGCUCCGUUCAUCCGAGACCAGGACAUUCCCUGGACGAUUGAUGAUCCUUAUACUCUAGGAGCAGUUGCAAGCCGUGAGCAUAAGCUUUAA